Insectozyma verbasci is the source of this 1179-nucleotide messenger RNA. NCBI's taxonomy places the organism in Eukaryota, Fungi, Ascomycota, Pichiomycetes, Serinales, Debaryomycetaceae. The record is from the annotation of a GenBank genome assembly.
AUGAGAUCUAGAACAUUGAUAAGAUCAUUUACAACUUCAAGACUUCUUCAUGAAGAGGAAUCAGCAAUGACAAGAAGAAUGAAACAAAUUCUAGAAGAAAAAAUCCACAAUGCAAGUGGUACUUCAUUCACAGAUUCAUCAAUCAACAAACAUUAUAAUCAAACUAAAAAUCAAGCAUCAUCAUAUAUAAAAUCAGAACCACUACUAGCCCAUAACAAACAUGCAAAGGACCUAUACAACUCCAAACCAUGGACAGGCGAGGAAUCAAUAGAAGAUGCAAAUUUGCGAAUGAUAAUCGAAUCAAAACCAAAACCAAUAGAAUACAUUCCAAAACGAAAAUUAUCCCCUAUGGAAAAACUCUCAAACGCAAAGAAUAUAACUCUAGAUUAUAAAAUCAACAAACCGGAUGACGGAUUCAAAGAAAUGUAUAAAGAAAGAUUAUUGGGUCCAUUGGCAUUCAAUCCAAAUUCACCAGCUACUGAUAUUGUGAAUAGUCUAGCUAGUGCAAAGAUUAAUUCUUAUAUAAAUAGAGAAACUGGACAAUUUGAUCAUCCGGAGAUGUCCCUGGUUCGAGGUAAAAGGAUAAGUGAAGAACAUUUAAAAAAUUGUACUGAUUCAAAUUAUUUCAUGAAUCAGAUACUUAAGAAACAAGAAGUGGUUCCUCCAUGGAUCGAAUCACAACAGAAUAUAAAUAAAUCAGUGGAAAAAUUCAGACUGGAUUUGGAUAAAUUAUGGUUUAAUUGGAUAAUUUAUCAUUCAUUUUUUAAAGAUUAUAUGCAUCUAGAUUUAGAAAGUAUACUAUUGAGGUUUGAGGAAAACAAAUGGCAAUUUAGUGAGGAACAUGAACUACCUGAUAAAGAGUACCUCAAAGCUAAAGUAGAUUUAAUAAAUCAAGAAAUUAGGAAUUAUAAUUUACAAUGUCCAAGUACUACAAGUCAUAAAUUUAAACUUGAUCUAGAUAAAGAAAUCAAAAAUUCAUAUCAAAGAACACUAGAGAAUUUUUCAAACAAGAUAGAAACUUGGUAUAAUACGAAUAAGAAGAAAUCGACACUUGUAAAUAGUUCAAGUAAAGGCUCAUCUGGUUUCCUUAAUCUUUGGGACUCAAAUGGGCCAUCACAUAUACAAUCAACAGACACAAAAUUAAAUUUCUGGCAAGCUGUUAAAGAUAUAUUUAAAUAA